Molecule: messenger RNA, 2011 nt
Organism: Myxocyprinus asiaticus (Chinese sucker)
Lineage: Eukaryota; Metazoa; Chordata; Actinopteri; Cypriniformes; Catostomidae
Gene: f2
Product: coagulation factor II (thrombin)
Exons: 14
Coding region: 10-1872 (620 amino acids)
Biological process (GO): platelet activation; positive regulation of blood coagulation; proteolysis
Cellular component (GO): extracellular region
Molecular function (GO): serine-type endopeptidase activity; calcium ion binding
Source: RefSeq, a predicted model, not a curated record
UCCUCAGAAAUGGGAGCAAAACCAGCACCUCUCCUCCUCUUUCUACUUCUUGGGCAAGUGAUCCAUCUGACAUUGUGUUAUGACGUGUUCAUUGGCGAUAAGGAAGCCUCUCAGAUCAUUCGGGCAAAGAGGGCUAACACCCCUUUUGAGGAGUUAAAACCAGGGAAUCUGGAGAGAGAGUGUGUGGAAGAGAUUUGUGUCCAUGAAGAAGCUCGAGAGGUGUUUGAGAGAGAUGAUAAAACGGAAAUAUUUUGGAAGAGAUAUUUAGACUGUGAAGGCACAACAGUACCCAGAACAGGAGAAAAAAUCCAACAUUUGAGAGGAUGCGUAAAAACAGAUGGUGACUGCUACUUCCGUAUUGGUGAAAACUACAGAGGAAAUGUGUCUGUUACCAAAUCUGGAAGGACAUGCCAGUACUGGAGAAGCAAUUUCCCCCACAAGAUCCAUGAAUUUAAUGUCACAAAGCUGCAGCUACCAGAGAACCAUUGCAGAAACCCAGAUAAGAGCAGCGGUGGCCCUUGGUGUUUUACAAGAGACCCUACGGUCAGGAGGGAAUUCUGCAGAGUGCUGAAAUGCGGUGAGACUCUUGUCCCCCCUCCGCGAUCUCCUACAUUGAAACCUGAAGAGCGUUAUCUUAAGAGUAACUGUCUGUUUGGAAACGGGGAGACCUAUACAGGGACUCUGUCACUAUCUUUUGGAGGACAUACCUGCCUGCAGUGGAACGCAGCAGAAGUGCAAGCCUUGACUAAGGGGAAAGAGUUUCUGGCCCAAGUUCAACUGGUAAAGAACCACUGUAGAAACCCAGAUGGAGAUAUGGAGGGACCUUGGUGCUAUGUAAAGGAAGCAGGUGGAAACAUUACCAUUGAUUACUGUGACUUAGAGUUGUGUGAUGCCCCUCUAGUCAAGUUUAUGGAGGAUGAGGAUGGUAGAGAGAGAACAACUCUUGGCAAAAAGAAAGCUUUCUUUAACCCCCGCAACUUUGGCAAUGGAGAGCUAGAGUGUGGAGAGCGACCCUUGUUUGAGAAGAUCAGCAAAGAAGACAAGAACGAGAUGGAGCUACUGAUGUCAUACACUGGAGGCAGAAUAGUGGGAGGAGAGGAUGCUGAAGUAGGCAGUGCUCCAUGGCAGGUGAUGCUGUAUAAGCGUAGUCCUCAAGAGCUGCUGUGUGGAGCCAGCCUGAUCAGUGAUGAAUGGAUUUUGACUGCAGCACAUUGCAUUCUCUAUCCGCCUUGGAACAAGAACUUCACAGCCAGUGAUAUUCUCGUUCGUCUUGGAAAACACUCUCGUACCAAGUAUGAGAGGGGCACUGAGAAGAUUGUGGCCAUUGAUGAGAUAAUUAUCCACCCUAAAUAUAACUGGAAGGAAAACCUGAACCGAGACAUUGCUCUUCUGCACUUGAAGAAGCCUGUAACCUUUACUAAAGAGAUCCACCCUAUCUGUAUCCCCACCAAGAAUAUUGCAAAGAAUUUGAUGUUUGCAGGCUACAAGGGCCGUGUGUCUGGCUGGGGGAACCUCAGGGAAUCAUGGACCUCAAGCCCAGCAAACCUUCCAGAAGUGCUGCAACAGAUUCACUUGCCUAUUGUGGAUCAGAAGACCUGCCGGGAUUCCACCUCUGUCACCAUCACCGACAAUAUGUUCUGUGCUGGUUACAAGCCAGAGGAAACAAAAAGAGGUGACACUUGUGAGGGAGACAGUGGAGGGCCUUUUGUGAUGAAGAACCCUACAGACAAACGCUGGUAUCAGACUGGCAUUGUGUCAUGGGGUGAGGGGUGUGACCGUGAUGGCAAAUAUGGAUUCUACACACACCUCUACCGUAUGCAUCGCUGGAUGAGAAAAGUUAUUGAUAAAACAGGCUCUGCAGAUGAAGAGUGAUCAGCCAACCUUUGACAAAAGACCUUUGCCAAAUGAGAGCAAAAUACUUGCAAAUAAAAAUGGAUGAAUAAACAUAAUGUACUUUGAGGGUACUUUCAGAUACUUUGUAUGUUGAUACCAGUGUGAGAGCAUGGAGUUU